Messenger RNA from Oldenlandia corymbosa var. corymbosa, 1562 nucleotides. NCBI's taxonomy places the organism in Eukaryota, Viridiplantae, Streptophyta, Magnoliopsida, Gentianales, Rubiaceae. The record is from the annotation of a GenBank genome assembly.
CUCGAGGGAGGGUUUCUUUUCUUGUGAAAUCAAAGGAGCUAUAUAGCUCUUCCUUUUUUUCAUUUUUUGAAACAUAUCAUAAAUACUUUGUUGAUGAAUCAUCAUUGUCCCUAAGCUAUAACCCUCUGAACCACAUUGUCUAGUCUACUUUGUGAACUAUCAUAUCCAAUGAUACAUCGCCCAAAUAAUUUCCAGCACCAAGCUCGCUUUUUAUAAUUGUUGGAUGGAUUCACUAAAAAGAAAUUAUCUCAAGUAAUAGUAAACCCCCCUUUCGGUUGCCAUUUGCCAAAGGCGUCAAAAGAAAAUAGAGUAAAAGCCUACUAGCCUGUUCUCAGGUUAAGGGAAGAAAAAAGGUAAAAAAACUAAGUUAUAGUGGCCCAUGCAGGUCUCGAACCUGCGACCUUCGCGUUAUUAGCACGACGCUCUAACCAACUGAGCUAAUAGGCCUUGAUACCAUUGUGAGAGGUUGGUAUUUAUAAGUUCCUAACUUUAUAAAUAACGGGCUUAUAAAUAGGCACCACUGCAAACGCUGCGGAAGUGCAAAGUGACUGCGUAGAAUAUGUAGAGGUUAUUGCAGCGAUGAGGAGUCUAGAACCUCGUUCAAGCUCUUCUUGUGCAGCUUGCAAGUUUCUGAAAAGGCGGUGCACCUCCAACUGCCAAUUCGCGCCGUAUUUCCGAUCGGACGAGCCGGCCAAAUUCGCCAAAGUUCACAAGGUGUUUGGAGCUAGUAAUGUGAGCAAGAUAUUGAAUGAGGUCCCCGAAGAGCAACGGGAGGACACCGUGAAUUCCCUGGUUUACGAAGCAGAGGUACGGCUCCGGGACCCGGUUUACGGUUGCAUUGGUGCCAUAGCUUCCCUACAGAAGAAGAUGGUUGAGCUCCAACAUGAUCUCAUUCUCGCCAGAGCUCGACUCGCUUGCUGUGUUCCCCCUGUUACGACAGUCACAACUGCACCACGACCCGCCUUGAUCACUACCAAUUCAGUGUUAUCUGAUGAUCAGACUUCUUCCCUCAUUGAUUUUUCAACUUAUAAUAAUCAUGAAAUUCCUAGUUGUAUUGGAUUGGAGGAGGUUUUCUAUCAAAAUUCAUCCAGGACGGGUCAAAAUGAAUGGAUGAAUGAAUUAGGCCAAUUCCCAUUUCAAUAAACAUUUCUGAUUCUGUAACCAGAAACAUUAUGUUAAUAAUUCUGCUUUCUCGAUCUAGUACUCUUACUCGAAUCUGCUUCAGUUAUCAUUGGUUAGUAUCGUUUAAACUAAAUCGUACGAUUAUAAGUUAAUUUGUACACAUGGGAUGAGACUGGCUUCAAUCCAGUAGUGAUCGGUCCCUACGUAGUUAAGUACUACUAAUACAUCAAUACAGCUUUCGUCAACUAAUGUCCUUUCAUUCUUUCGGAGCUAGCUAAGCAGCGGCUCUAUACAGUGUAUACAGUUUAAAGGGCCUCCUUUCAUUUGCAGCUUUGAGAUUUCAUUAUACAUCAUGAUCAGUGAAGUCUUGCUCAAAACAGUUGUUUCACAUCAUUAUCAUUUUGACCGAUUUCACAUAAGACAAAGCAAUUAAGUUUAUG